GAAAUGAAUAAAUCUCUGCAUCGGAUUUAAGCUUGGUCGCAGUUAUCGUCCAGCCAUCGGAUUGACAAGAGGAUCUCGAAUAUUUAGAAAAUCAUGGAAAUUCUAAACAACAAAUCGAUCCCGGUUGUCAACUAUGCUUCGGGAACUCCGGAGGAUAUUCCCAUCCUCAUGCAAGGAGGAAACUACAUCAGAGAAGGGAAAGAUUCCCAUAAAAGUACGGCAAUCAUCUUCUCCUUGAAAGAAGAAGUCGGAGCAUUGGCAAAAGCACUCAAGAUUUUCGAUGAUGACAAAGUGAAUUUGUUGCACAUCGAGAGUCGAUCGUCCAAGAGGGCGACGGGUGACUAUGAAUUUAUCGUGGAAUGUGACACCCACGAGGGAAAUAUUACGGGGGCAAUGGAACGUUUGCGAGAAGCGUCGAGCUACUUCAAAAUUAUUUCGAGGAAUUACAAAGAUAAUUCGGGUACGCAAUUGGCUGACGUGACGCCCUGGUUCCCACGAAAAAUUCGAGACUUGGAUAAAUUUGCAAAUCAGAUUUUAUCCUAUGGAUCCGAAUUGGACAGCGACCAUCCAGGAUUUACGGACCCCGUGUAUCGCAAGAGACGUGCACAAUUGGCGGAUAUUGCGUUCCAUUACAAGCAUGGAACUCUAAUUCCAACGAUUGACUACACGCCUCAAGAGACGGAAACGUGGGGAAAAGUUUUCACACAAUUGGUCGAUCUUUACCCGACCCAUGCGUGCAAAGAGCACAACCACAUUUUCCCCUUGCUCAUCGAAAAUUGUGGAUAUCGAGCGGAUAAUAUCCCUCAGCUUCAGGACAUUUCAGACUUUUUAAAAGAUAAUACGGGCUUCUCUUUGCGACCUGUGGCUGGAUUGUUGUCAUCACGAGAUUUCUUGGCUGGGUUGGCGUUUAGAGUGUUCCAUUCUACGCAGUAUAUUCGACAUCAUACGUGCCCAUUUUACACGCCGGAACCUGACGUCUGUCAUGAACUUCUUGGUCACGUCCCACUCUUCGCGGAUCCUGAGUUUGCCGCAUUUUCGCAAGAAAUUGGUCUUGCAUCUCUUGGCGCACCUGAUGAUGAUAUUAAAAAGUUGGCCACGUGCUACUGGUUUACCGUGGAGUUUGGACUAUGUCGUCAAGAAGGUGAAAUUAAAGCAUUCGGUGCCGGAUUGCUCAGUUCGUACGGCGAGUUGCAAUACUGUCUCAGCGAUAAGCCCGAAGUUCGACCCUUCGAUCCUCAAAAGACUGGGAUUCAAGACUACCCAAUCACCGAGUACCAACCAGUUUACUUCGUUGCGGAGAGUUUUGCAGAUGCGAAGCAUAGAUUAAUGCAAUACGCUGAAACUAUUCCGCGUCCGUUCAGCGUUCGUUACAACGCUUACACCGGCAGCGUUGAAAUUAUCGACUCGAAGAAACAACUCGACAAUAUUAUUCAGGACAUUAAAUUGGACCUGAAUAUCUUGCAGAGCUCAAUGCUCAAAAUUGCGGUGAUGGAUUCAUAACAAUUUCCAACUUGAAAUUCACCAACGAAUUACCUUUUCCUGUCUUCCAUCAGAAAAUUUGCAAUUUUAUCCUUAAUAUUUUUUUAGGUAAAUUCUUGUUUAUUCGAUGAUGAGAUUGGAUUAUGCUAAUAAAGUUAUUCUUAAAAUUCA
Messenger RNA from Folsomia candida, 1650 nucleotides. Its product is annotated as protein henna. Gene Ontology annotation, molecular function: phenylalanine 4-monooxygenase activity; iron ion binding. Gene Ontology annotation, biological process: L-tyrosine biosynthetic process; L-phenylalanine catabolic process. The coding region runs from base 94 to 1500 and encodes 468 amino acids. NCBI's taxonomy places the organism in Eukaryota, Metazoa, Arthropoda, Collembola, Entomobryomorpha, Isotomidae. The transcript has 11 exons. The record is from RefSeq and is a predicted model, not a curated record.